CACCCGUCGAAACCAAACUGAUCAAAACCACAAAUUGGAGACGUCGCUUCGCCGGAAACGAUAACUACUCGCCGGAAUACGCAGCCGGAGCCGUUCGCCGCCGCAAAGAAAUCAUAAACCGUGAGAAACGCCGCCAGUGAAAAUGGCGAACAAUGACAAUUUAAAGACAUGCGUAUCUGAUAAGUUGAUGUCACUGCUUGGAUAUUCUCAACCCACAAUUGUACAGUACAUCAUUGGACUAUCCAAGCAAGCUACUUCACCAGCUGAUUUAGUGGGAAAGCUAGUGGAGUUUGGGUUCUCAUCAACGGACACCCGUGCGUUUGUGGAAGAAAUUUUCUCUAGAGUUCCUCGUAGAUCGUCUGGCUUAAAUGUGAGUUUUGAUCCAAGACACAAUGAAUAUACUGCCAUUUUUUUACACUACUAUCCAGAAAAUCCUCUUACAGAAAUAAUUAUUGUCUGCGGGCUAUUGAUUUUUUGUGCUCUAUAAUAGCAAUAUAAAAAACAAUAGAGAGAAGCUGCAAUGCUGGCAAGGAAACAGGGGACUUACACAAUUUUGAAGGAUGAUGACUGUAUCGAUGAUGACCAUAUUGUUAGCGGUGAUGAUAAAUCGUCGAUAACUACUGCUUCUACAUCUAGAAAGCCAGACAGUCAUAAAAAACGUUUCAGGAAGAAAACUGAAGUUCAAGAUGAUCAAGAAGAUGAGGUAAGUUCAAGGAAAGAAAGGGAAAGACAAGUUAAGAGAAGAAUUACCGUCAAUGAAGAUAGUGGUUCAGAGUCAGAAGAAGAAAGAUUGAAAGAUCAAAGGGAAAAGGAUGAAUUAGUGCAGCAUAUGAGAGAAAGAGAUGCUGCAGCGACACGGAAGUUGACUGAACAAAAAUUAGCACGAAUGGAGGAAGACGAAGCAAUUCGAAGAUCUAAUGCCGCAGAACAUGAUGAUAUGCGCUGUUUGAGAAAGUAUUCACGACAAGAAUACUUGAAGAAAAGAGAGGAAAAGAAAUUAGAAGAACUGAGAGAUGAUAUAGAAGAUGAGCAAUAUCUAUUUGAAGGUGUGAAGCUUUCAGAAGUGGAACAGCGUGAGUUAAAGCACAAGAAAGAGCUAUAUGAACUUAUAAAAAAGCGGUCAGAGCAUGCGGACAAUGUGAAUGAGUAUAGAAUGCCAGACGCUUAUGAUCAGGAAGGUGACGUUGAUCAAGAAAAGAGGUUUUCUGUGGCUAUGCAGCGUUACAGGGAUUCAAAUGCUGAGGAAAAGAUGAAUCCAUUUUCUGAACAAGAGGCAUGGGAGGAACAUCAAAUUGGAAAGGCAACAAUGAAGUAUGGCUCCAAAAAUAAAAAGCAAGCCUCUGAUGAUUACCAAUUUGUGUUCGAGGACCAAAUCGAUUUUAUCAAGGCAUCAGUGAUGGAUGGAGAUAAGUUUGAUUACCAUGAGAUGGCAGAUUCAAUUGAAAAGUCCAAAGCAAAGUCGGCAUCAGAGGCACUUGCAAUUCAGUGGCACUCAACAAUUAUGAGUAUAGCGCAUCCUGGUGCACUAAAAGCUCCUGCAUCUGCCGGGUCUGGGAAGGGGUCCCACCAUUUUGGAUUUUUUCCACACACUGCAAAAUUGCAAAAAAACGGAUCAUAUUGGACACUUAAACAUGUACAGACUGUUGACAUACAUCCUAGCUCGGGGCUGGCACAGGUUCGUCCAAGAUGCGUCGUGUACCAUGAACUAGUGCUGACAACCAAGGAAUAUAUGAGACAGAUCACGGAGUUAAAGUCACAGUGGUUGUUGCAGCCCAAUGAUCUUGAAGACACUAUCUCAAAGAAAAUGCCCCAUGGAGAAGGACGCGCAGAGAACCACAGGAAGUACAUUCGUUAGAAAGUGGUUUUGCUGGAGGCAAAAAAAUGUUGCUCUUAAAGUUGGAAGAAGAUGCAUUGUAAAUAUAUUUCUUCUGUGAGCUGUGAAAUAUAUAUAUAUUAUGAAUUUUGUUUAGAGAUUAAGCAGUAUACACUUAUUUUUAGUGUAAAUUAGCUUCAAACUUACACCCAACAGAAUAUCUUUAUUUUGCCACGUCAUACUAUUUAUUUAAAGAUUAAAUUAUAAAAUUAGAGAUAACAUUAUUUUUGAACUU
Medicago truncatula (barrel medic) is the source of this 2108-nucleotide messenger RNA. Its product is annotated as pre-mRNA-splicing factor ATP-dependent RNA helicase DEAH1. Lineage: Eukaryota; Viridiplantae; Streptophyta; Magnoliopsida; Fabales; Fabaceae. The transcript is spliced from 20 exons. Bases 521 to 1855 code for a protein of 444 amino acids. The record is from RefSeq and is a predicted model, not a curated record.